Molecule: messenger RNA, 1753 nt
Organism: Mirounga angustirostris (Northern elephant seal)
Lineage: Eukaryota; Metazoa; Chordata; Mammalia; Carnivora; Phocidae
Gene: CPVL
Product: carboxypeptidase vitellogenic like
Exons: 13
Coding region: 168-1601 (477 amino acids)
Biological process (GO): proteolysis
Molecular function (GO): serine-type carboxypeptidase activity
Source: RefSeq, a predicted model, not a curated record
CCUACCUUUGGCGCCAAAGGUCUAGGUCACGUGGGCCGCCGAGAGGAGCGCUCAGCCCCCGGCGUCCUGCAGGGUAAACGUGACGGGCAGGGCGAGGGGCAGGGCUGCAGCGCUUCUCGCCUCCUGGGCCACCGCUGCGCGGACCGACGGGCUCGGGACUGGAGAGAAUGGUUGGUACCAUGUGGAAGGCGACUGUUUUGGUGGCUGUAUUCGUGUUCAGCCCUGGUGGUGAUGGGCUCUUUCACUCCUUAUACAAAAAAGCUCGGGUUUCUGUACCACAUAAGGGAGACGUAGGAGAGCCAUUAUUUCUUACUCCCUACAUUGAAGCUGGGAAAUUCGAAGAAGGAAAAAGAAAGAGUAUGGUCCCUCCUUUCCCAGGAUCGAAUGUGGAGAGUUAUGCUGGCUACCUCACCGUGAAUGAGACCUACAACAGCAACCUUUUCUUCUGGUUCUUCCCGGCUCAGGUAGACCCCACGGUUGCUCCAGUGGCCCUCUGGCUGCAGGGAGGGCCCGGAGGUUCAUCCAUGUUUGGACUCUUUGUGGAACACGGACCUUAUUUUGUCACAAGUAACAUGACCCUGCGUCCCAGAGACUUUGCUUGGACCACCACACUUUCCAUGCUUUACAUUGAUAAUCCAGUGGGCACAGGCUUCAGUUUUACUGACGACCCCCGGGGAUAUGCAGUCAAUGAGGAUGAUGUGGCACAGAAUUUAUACAGUGCAUUAGUUCAGUUUUUCCUGUUGUUUCCUGAAUAUAAAGAAAAUGACUUUUAUGCCACUGGGGAGUCGUACGCAGGGAAGUACAUACCAGCCCUUGCACACUAUAUCCACACCUUCGGCCCCAUGAUGACAACGAAGAUCAACCUUAAAGGAAUUGCUCUUGGAGAUGCGUAUUUUGAUCCUGAAUCAAUCAUCGGGGGCUACGCCGCAUUCCUGUACCAAGUUGGCUUGCUGGAUGAGAAGCAGAGAAAGUACUUCCAGAAGCAGUGUGAGGACUGUGUGAAAUACAUCCGGGAGAAGAGGUGGCGUCAAGCCUCUGAAGUACUGGAUAAACUACUAGACGGUGACUUAACAAACAACCCUUCUUACUUCCAGAAUAUCACAGGAUGUCCUAGUUACUACAGCAUAUUACAGUGCAAGGAACCUGAGGACCAAAAUUACUACGGGAAAUUUUUGUCCCUCCCACAAGUGAGGCAAGCCAUCCAUGUGGGAAACCGGACCUUUAGUGAUGGAUCCGAAGUUGAAAAGUACAUGCGAGAAGAUACAGUAAAGUCCGUUAAGCUCUGGUUAGCUGAACUCAUGAACAAUUACAAGGUUCUGAUCUACAAUGGCCAACUGGACAUCAUUGUGGCAGCUUCCCUGACUGAGCGCUCUCUGAUGGCCAUGAAGUGGAAGGGGUCCCAGAAAUACAAGCAGGCAGAAAGAAAAGUUUGGAAGGUCUUUAAAUCCGAUAACGAAGUGGCUGGUUAUGUGCGGCAGGUGGAUGACUUCUAUCAGGUAAUUGUUCGAGGUGGAGGACACAUUUUACCCUAUGACCAGCCUCUGAGAUCUUUUGACAUGAUUAAUCGAUUCAUUUUUGAGAGAGGAUGGGAUCCUUAUUGACGGAUAAACUGCUUUCCUAAAAGAAAGAACAUCGAGGGGUUUUAAUCUUUGAGAAGAAAAUUUCCAAAAUGGAAACUGUCCUAUAAAUAAGAAAAUUAUCUUUUUAUAUCUUUAAAAUGUUUCCCAUCAAUAAAAAUUUAUCCUUGAAACAA